AUGGCUCAACAACCGCCUUUCAAUUCCAACAAUCCGUUUCGUCGCAAAGCCGCCGGCCCUCCACCCGCCGCCCCACCUCUCGCCGUGCCACCGUUCGACGACCUCGAUGCACCGAGUCUGACUCCUGUGGAUGUACCCUCUCUACUACCGUCAGCGGAUCGAUUUCGGCACCAGCUACAGGCAUCGUCCAACCCGAGCCAGCCGCCGGCGGCAACGAGCUUCCAGAAACCAAAGGUUGUGAAGAGAGUCCGUGUGCAAUCGCCCCCGCCAUCGUCGCCCGAGUCUCCCGGGCUAUCUGACCGCUUUCAUCCGGUUCAGUUGGAGGACGACGAAAGCAGCAGUGUCGACACUGACGAUCAGCUCGACCCUUUCUCGUAUGCCUCGUCAACCGGCUCCGCCGAUGUAUCCGACAGGAAUGAACCCCAAUCAGUCCCGGCUCACCGACCGCCGUUGAAUCCGUUUCAGAAGGCCUCAAAGGGUUCAGAGAGCGGGGUGAUAGAGCUUGAAAGAAGGUCCAGCACAGGCCCAGGAACGAAGGGUGUACUAGACGUGGGCGCUUUUGGGCGAUUGUUGUUGACGGGCCAGGCCGAGGCCGUGGGCUCAUCGCAGGGGCCAGCACCAUACACACAGCACACAGGCUUGUCCUCGGUACCAAGCGGAGAUGACUCAAGUGCGGCCGACACAGCAAACAUGCCUCCUCAACCUAUGCCCAAUUCGCUGCAAGCCGUGGAGGCAACGCCGCAAACGUCCCGGGAGACGGAUGAGGCGGAGGAUGACCAGCGCGGAUUGCUCAGAACUUCUCAGCCAGGCUGGCAGCCUGCUCCCUCCGUUCCAAAAAAGAAGCCCCCGCCGCCGAGUUCGCGGCAUGGGAAGUUGAUUAACCCGAGGGCGGAUGGCGAGACGAAAGAAGCAGCGGGCGGACCACAUCUGCUAUUACCCGCCCCGAGUCGCAGAAGUGCAACGAAACCUCCCCUGUCUCCAAACCAGAGACCCCCCACACCAUCCGACGUUAACAAGCCUCUUCCGCCAGUUCCGCAUAGGUCACCCGCCGAGGAGGACACCGAGAGCCUGCUUGACCGUGAAGCGACCGGCAAGUUGCCCGAGACGGACAUCCAACCAGGGCUCAACAUCAUCAUGACCUCAAAACCCCCAACUCCACCUAACGUAUCCCAUGCAGUUAAAAACCCACCAGCUACCACCGCGCAACCGGCCAAAAAGCCGGUUCCGCCUCCAAGACGACAGCCCCACGGUCGAUCAGAGAGCAAAGUCACCUCAAGCGCAGCAGCAGCCACCCAGCACGAUGAGGCGGAAUCCCUCCAAAGACGGUCAUCCGUCGACUCAACAAGGUCAUCAACAAGGUCACGCUCCUCAAGCCUGCGCGUCAGCGUCCACGCCCCAACCCCUCCUCCGCCCCGCCGGCCCAGCCAUCCGACGCGCGCCCCGAGCUCACACAACCUCCCACAAUCGACCACAUCGCCCGGAGAAACGGGUCCUCCUUCUGUCGAGCUCUCGCCUUCGCCCUCACUGUUACCACACCCACUCGUGACUUCCCCUCCCCCAAUGACCGACAACCCCGGCAGUAGCAGCAGCAGUACUCCAGGAAUAUCGACGCCAACCGCAAUAGCUGUGACGACAACAAUAACAACAACAGCGAAAGUCAUUCCGCCACCGCCUCCCCCGGCCCGUAACGCCUCGGUCCGCACGAAGAAGAGACCGGCAGCGGCCGGUGGGAGCAACGGCCUACCCUCGCAGUUCCCGUCGCCGGCUCCGUCGUCGACGUCAAACGCGGGCUUGACGAGGAGAUUGAGCGGGAGAGAACCGCCGCCUCCGCCGCGGCAUAGGGAUCGAGGGAGUAGUAAGGGGAGUUUGGAUGGGGUCGGCUUGGGGUCGGCUGCUGCUGCUGCUGGUGGUAAUAGUAUCAGCUAUCCCGGUAAUGCUGGUGCUGGGACUGUGGCUAGCGGUGAUGGUGGACCUGUACAAGUCCAAGUACAUGAUGAGCAUGGACCUGGGCAUGGGGUAAUAGCUGGGGAUGGUUAUUCACAGCGGGAUUGGGAGAUGGUGGCUGGGUCUGAGGAAGGGGAAGCGGAGACCAAGGCUUCUUCAGCGGCGGGAGAUAUUCUAGCUGAUUUGAGUGAGCUGCAGAGAGAGGUGGAUGCGCUCAGGGGAAGGUAUGAGAAGGGUGCGAACAACGAAGAGUAA
Molecule: messenger RNA, 2199 nt
Organism: Parathielavia appendiculata
Lineage: Eukaryota; Fungi; Ascomycota; Sordariomycetes; Sordariales; Chaetomiaceae
Exons: 1
Coding region: 1-2199 (732 amino acids)
Source: RefSeq, a predicted model, not a curated record